Molecule: messenger RNA, 2967 nt
Organism: Chaetura pelagica (chimney swift)
Lineage: Eukaryota; Metazoa; Chordata; Aves; Apodiformes; Apodidae
Gene: USP48
Product: ubiquitin specific peptidase 48
Exons: 26
Coding region: 178-2967 (929 amino acids)
Biological process (GO): protein deubiquitination
Cellular component (GO): nucleus; cytosol
Molecular function (GO): cysteine-type deubiquitinase activity; protein binding; cysteine-type endopeptidase activity
Source: RefSeq, a predicted model, not a curated record
AACUGCCGGGGGAACCCCAACUGCCUGGUGGGCAUCGGGGAGCACGUCUGGCUGGGGGAGAUAGAUGAGAACACCUUCCACAACAUCGACGACCCCAACUGCGAGCGCCGCAAGAAGAAUGCGUUCGUGGGCCUAACCAACCUCGGCGCCACCUGCUACGUCAACACUUUCUUGCAGAUGUGGUUCCUCAACCUGGAGCUCCGACAGGCCCUUUACUUGUGUCCCAGCACCUGCAGUGAGCGCGCAGAGGGGCUCCCCAGGGACAAAGACUACGAGCCCCAGACCAUUUGUGAGCACCUGCAGUACCUGUUUGCCCUGCUGCAGAACAGCAAGCGCCGCUACAUCGACCCCUCGGGCUUCGUCAAGGCGCUGGGCUUGGACACGGGGCAGCAGCAGGAUGCCCAGGAGUUUUCCAAACUCUUCAUGUCACUGCUGGAAGAUACUUUAUCCAAACAAAAAAACCCAGAUGUCCGAAAUAUCGUUCAAAAGCAGUUCUGUGGAGAAUAUGCCUAUGUGACAGUCUGCAACCAGUGUGGCAGGGAGUCCAAACUUGUGUCUAAAUUUUAUGAGCUGGAGUUAAACAUCCAAGGGAACAAGCAGCUGACAGACUGUAUAACAGAAUUCCUGAAGGAGGAAAAAUUAGAAGGGGACAAUCGUUAUUUUUGUGAAACCUGUCAGAGUAAGCAGAAUGCCACCAGGAAGAUCAGGCUGCUGAGUCUUCCCUGCACGCUCAACCUGCAGCUGAUGCGCUUCGUGUUCGACAGACAAACUGGCCAUAAGAAGAAGCUCAACACCUACAUUGGCUUCUCUGAGCUGCUUGACAUGGAGCCUUUUAUGGAACAAAAAAAUGGUCUCUAUGUCUACGAGCUCAGCGCCGUCCUCAUCCACCGCGGCGUCAGCGCCUACUCCGGCCACUACAUUGCCCACGUGAAGGACCCUCAGACUGGGGAGUGGUACAAGUUUAAUGAUGAAGACAUCGAGAAGAUGGAGGGCAAGAAACUGCAGUUGGGGAUUGAGGAAGAUCUAGCAGAACCCUCCAAAUCCCAGACUCGUAAACCCAAGUGUGGGAAAGGGACCCACUGCUCCAGAAAUGCCUACAUGCUGGUGUACAGGCUGCAGACCCGGGAGAAAUCCCUGACAGUUGAAGUACCAGCUUUUCUGCAGGAGCUGGUUGAGCGUGAUAAUUGCAAGUUCGAGGAGUGGUGCAACGAGAUGGCCGAGAUGCGCAAGCAGAGCGUGGCCAGGGGCAAAAUCAAACACGAAGAGGUGAAGGAGCUCUACCAAAAGUUACCUGCUGAAGCUGGUUCUCCAUAUGAUUUUAUCUCUCUGGAAUGGCUGCAGAAGUGGCUGGAUGAGUCUACUCCUCCAAAACCUAUAGACAACACAGCCUGCCUGUGUGCCCAUGGCAAACUCCACCCAGAUAAAAUCUCCAUGAUGAAGAGGAUAUCAGAGUACGUGGCUGAUUUCUUCUACCGGCGAUAUGGAGGAGGCCCCCGGCUGAAUGUCAAAGCACUUUGCAAGGACUGCGUGGUGGAGAGAUGUCGGAUCCUGCGCCUGAAAAACCAGUUAAACGAGGACUACAAAACUGUUACCAACCUGCUGAAGAUAACAGUCAAGGGGAAUGAUGGGUUUUGGGUUGGAAAAGCAUCCCUGAGGAGCUGGCGUCAGUUGGCUUUGGAGCAAUUAAAUGAGCAAGAUGAAGACACGGAGCAAAGCAACGGGAAAAUGAAUGGGGAUGCACAAAACAAAGAUGAAUCGAAUGAAGAGAAGAGAGAGGAGGAAGAGGAGUUAAAUUUUAAUGAAGACAUCGUUUGCCCACAUGGUGACCUCUGCAUAUCCGAAAACGAACGCAGGGUGGUUUCCAAGGAAGCCUGGGAGAAACUCAAGCAAUAUUUUCCAAAGGCCCCUGAAUUCCCAAAUAACAAAGAGUGCUGUUCCCAGUGCAAGAUUUUGGAACGUGAAGGGGAAGAAAAUGAAGCUCUGCAUAAGAUGAUGGCCAGCGAGCAGAAGACUUCUCUCCAGAACCUGUUUCAUGAUAAAUGCAGACCAUGCCUGGGCAGCUGGCCUCAGGAGACAGAUGAGCUGUACAUUGUUUCGCAGUUCUUUGUAGAAGAAUGGAGGAAAUUUGUCAGGAGGCCGACGCGCUGCAGCCCCGUGUCCUCGGUAGGAAACAGUGCUCUCCUCUGCCCCCACGGGGGCCUCAUGUUCACCUACGCUUCCAUGACCAAAGAAGACUCCAAACUUAUAGCUCUAAUAUGGCCCAACGAGUGGGAGAGGAUUCAAAAACUCUUCGUGGUGGAUCACGUCAUCAAGAUCACCCGAACACGAGGUGCUGGGGCCGACCCCGAGGGUGCACAGUUCAGCUCUGAGCCCCAGCUCUGUCCAGAGUGCAGAGAAGGGUUGUUGUGCCAACAGCAGCGGGACUUGAGGGAGUACACCCAGGCAACCAUCUACAUCCACAAAGUGGUGGACAAUAAAAAGGUAAUGAAGGACGCUGCUCCAGAGCUGAAUGUGAGCAGCUCAGAAGCUGAAGAGGAAAGGGAGGAAAACAAGCCAGAGGGGGAGCAAGACCCAGAUUUUAACCAGGCCAAUGGUGGAGCGAAGCGCCAGAAGGUCUCUCACCAGAGCUACAUCACCUUCCAAAAACAAGGCAUCAGGAGGAGCACCCGGCACCGGAAAGUCAGAGGGGAGAAAGCACUGCUUGUUUCUGCUAAUCAGACACUGAAGGAGCUGAAAAUACAGAUCAUGCAUGCAUUUUCAGUUGCUCCCUUCGACCAGAACUUGUCCAUUGAUGGGAAGAUCCUGAUUGACGACACGGCCACGCUGGGCAGCCUGGGGGUCAUCCCUGAGUCUGUCAUUUUACUCAAGGCUGAUGAACCCAUUGCAGAUUAUGCAGCGAUGGACGACGUUAUGCAAGUUUGUAUGCCUGAAGAAGGAUUUAAAGGAACUGGUUUACUUGGACACUGA